AUGUCGUCGCCUCAAGAUCGCGGUGGUGUGGUCGAAAGCUCUUCAAGUGACUCGCCAACUUUGUCGGACGGCGGAAAUGGGGGUGCGCCGCCACUGCCUCGCAAACCAAUUCCAAGGAAGGGACAUACCAAGUCACGCCGUGGUUGUUUCAACUGCAAGAAGAGGUACUUUUGGAGAAGAUCAAGCGCAGGUGUAUGUAUAAGGAUCAAAUGCAACGAAAGGCACCCUGAAUGCAGCCAUUGUAUCAAGGCGGGAUUGCAGUGCGAGUAUCCAGCGAACAUCAUUCAAGCGAUGCAGCGACCUCGACCAUCGCCACAGGCUCAGGAAGUAGGCAACCCGCGAUCAGCGUUGGGUAUUUUCUCUAUGGCGGAUAUGCGUUUGUUCCAUCAUUUUCUCAUUACAGCCUACCCGCACCUCCCUGUUGGAGCCGACAAGAUCUGGAUCACAGCGAUUCCUGGCUUUGCACACAGGUAUGAGUACCUCAUGCACUCGAUCCUAGCGCUAGCCGCGUCGCACUUGGAUGCUGUUACGCAUUCCGGUGUAGCCGAACAGGCCAUACAGCAUAGAAUCUUAGCUAUGAAGUCUCUCAAUGAAGCCCUCUCGGCACCUCCAAAGACCAGUUGCGAACGAGAUGCAAGAAUGGCCGCAGCCCUAGCACUUGCUUUCCAAUCAAGCCACUUACAGGAUGGUAUGGCAGAAUUCCUCACGAUGGUCCGUGGGUGCAAUCUAAUUGGAGGCGACGAGACGUCGUUGAGAGAUGACUCAAUCUUCAGUGCAUUCCGUGACGAUGGCCACCUCCACACAAUGCGAAUGCGCGUCGGGACGUCGCCGCUGACUUGCGUUAACCACGAAGAUCUCAACAUGGCCGCGUUAUCUCUCAACCUCAUCAAGGCUCUAAGCAUGUCGGACUGGGAGCUUUCAUAUUGGGAAAUACUAGUAUGCACAGUCAGUCAUGCAUAUGACAGUCCGGUAGAGACAUACACCACCUUCGUCAUGCUCUACAACACGCCAUCCCACUGGACCCAUGAUGAGUUUCAAGCCUUCAUAGAUCCCAAUAACAGCGUUGCACAAAUUCUCCUGGCUCACUUCAUCGCGAUCCAAGCUAUCCUUACACCAAUUCUUUAUCUUGAAAGAGUCGACUUUCAGGGUGUACAUGCCCCGACUGCGGUGCUGGGCUGGAUCGAAGGGAUAUAUUGGAAUGUACCAUGUCAUUUGAGGCACCACGUUGAGUGGCCCAGAAAAGUGUCUCGGUAUCCUUUUAUACGAUUUAUGGGGCAAAAGCAGGUCGAAAACUGCGAUACGGAUGCGCUUCUGGUUAAGAUUUGUAAGAGACUAUAG
Molecule: messenger RNA, 1338 nt
Organism: Alternaria alternata
Lineage: Eukaryota; Fungi; Ascomycota; Dothideomycetes; Pleosporales; Pleosporaceae
Exons: 5
Coding region: 1-1338 (445 amino acids)
Biological process (GO): regulation of transcription by RNA polymerase II
Molecular function (GO): zinc ion binding; DNA-binding transcription activator activity, RNA polymerase II-specific
Source: RefSeq, a predicted model, not a curated record